GUCAUUGCUCAUCGGGGGGCGGCCACGAGACGCAUCGAGAAGAUGGGCGCUCAGCUCCGGGCCUCUGGCGAAUGUGCGCGGUGGUUCAGCGGCUGCGACCCCGCAGUCGCGCGGGUGUCCGAGUCCGUGAACGGCCCGCUGCUGCGCAUGUUAGCGCGCGAAUGCGACCAUCCAGAUGCCGAG
This is a messenger RNA of Prorocentrum cordatum, 183 nucleotides long. NCBI's taxonomy places the organism in Eukaryota, Dinophyceae, Prorocentrales, Prorocentraceae. The record is from the annotation of a GenBank genome assembly.